UAAAGAUAUCUACGACCCUUAUAUACGUACUCAACAACCAGAUCAAAGAAACAAACAAACAAAAAAAAAAACUCACCAAUAUUGGCCAUGGAGAUCAAGAUAUUGUUAGUCUUUUUCGUAUCACUCUCUUCAAUGUUAUCCACUACACUUUCUAGGAGUACGAGAAGCAAUAUAACAUGGUGGUGCAACCAAACUCCUCACCCUGAACCAUGCGUAUAUUUGAUGAGCCACGGCAGCCGUCGUUUUGCUCCCAAACACAUGUCUCAAUUUCGGAAGAUAAUGGUUCAACUGGCCUUUGAUCGAGCCGUUAUGACCGGAAAGAAAGUCAACGAGUUUGGACAGAGCUGUGAGAAUUGGAAGCAGAAGGCAGCAUGGAGAGAUUGUCUCAAGCUCUUCGAUAAUACCAUUCUUCAACUCAACACUACUUUACGAGGCCUAGAGAGCAGGAGGAGGAUGGGCUGCAAUGAUUUCGAUGCACAAACAUGGCUUAGCACAGCACUGACCAAUAUCCAAACAUGCGAAGCUGGGUUCAUGGAUUUCAAUGUUUCUGAUUUUUUCACUCCCUCUUCAUCCAAUAACAUAUCCCAGAUGAUUAGCAAUAGUUUAGCUGUUAAUGGGAUUUUCUUGCGUAAGAGAAACCUUACACAAGUUUUUCCUGGUUGGCUCUCCAGGCACCAUAAGCGCCUAUUGCUAUCUUCAACCAAGGCGCAUAUUGUGGUGGCCAAAGAUGGGUCGGGAAAUUUUAGGACCGUUCAAGCUGCUCUAGAUGCUGCCGCAAAGAGGAAAAGGUAUACCAGGUUUAUCAUACAUGUGAAAAGAGGUGUUUAUCGGGAGAAUAUUGAGGUUUCCAGCGCUAACCGUAACGUUAUGCUGGUUGGUGACGGCAUGAAACGUACAAUCAUCACCAGUAGCCGGAGUGCUAAAACAGGUUACACUAUCUACAGCUCUGCAACUGCUGGGAUCGAUGGCCCUGGAUUCAUUGCUCGGGACAUAACAUUCAGUAACACAGCAGGUCCAACAAAAGGCCAAGCAGUUGCUCUCCGUUCGGCAUCAGAUCUCUCAGUCUUCUACAGAUGUGCCAUCGUGGGAUAUCAAGACACCCUCAUGGUACAUUCACAGCGGCAAUUCUACCGAGAAUGUUAUAUCUAUGGCACUGUAGACAUCAUAUUCGGCAAUGCAGCAGUAGUCUUGCAAAGCUGCUCAAUCUUUGCUAGAAGGCCCCUAAAAGGACAGGCAAACAUAAUCACUGCACAAGGCCGUGGUGACCCUUACCAAAACACCGGGAUCGCAAUCCAUAAUUCGAGAAUCUUAGCUGCAAAUGAUCUUAAACCAGUGGUUCAUGCAUUCAACACAUACUUAGGGAGGCCAUGGCAGCAGUAUUCUCGAACAGUUGUCCUCAAAACUUAUCUUGACAGCUUAGUUAGUCCUGCAGGAUGGUCGAAAUGGGGCCAUUCUGAUUUUGCUCUUGGUACAUUGUAUUAUGGGGAGUACAAGAAUUAUGGACCGUCUUCUUCAAUUAAAUGGAGGGUCAAAUGGCCUGGCUUUCAUGUGAUAACUAGCCCAAGUGUGGCAUCACGUUUCACUGUUAAUAGCCUUAUUGCUGGCGGGACAUGGUUACCCACCACUGGUGUACCAUUCACUGCUGGCCUCUGAGUAUGUCCUAUACACGAACGGGGGAGAUUUAGCAUUAUUCAUUAUAUUUGUAUUUAUUAUUUGAUUUUUGUUCGUUGUGAAUACAUUCUUAAUUAUGAACAAUAAAUUGUAUUUGAUUUUUUUUUCAAUACCAUAAUAUAUUGACAUGUGAAUCUACGAAA
Messenger RNA from Gossypium raimondii (Peruvian cotton), 1814 nucleotides. Its product is annotated as probable pectinesterase/pectinesterase inhibitor 33. Gene Ontology annotation, molecular function: pectinesterase activity; pectinesterase inhibitor activity. Lineage: Eukaryota; Viridiplantae; Streptophyta; Magnoliopsida; Malvales; Malvaceae. Gene Ontology annotation, biological process: cell wall modification. The coding region runs from base 88 to 1653 and encodes 521 amino acids. The record is from RefSeq and is a predicted model, not a curated record. The transcript is spliced from 2 exons.